Phlebotomus papatasi is the source of this 4072-nucleotide messenger RNA. Its product is annotated as M-phase inducer phosphatase-like. Bases 330 to 2339 code for a protein of 669 amino acids. Gene Ontology annotation, biological process: positive regulation of G2/M transition of mitotic cell cycle; positive regulation of G2/MI transition of meiotic cell cycle; G2/M transition of mitotic cell cycle. Gene Ontology annotation, cellular component: cytoplasm; nucleus. NCBI's taxonomy places the organism in Eukaryota, Metazoa, Arthropoda, Insecta, Diptera, Psychodidae. Gene Ontology annotation, molecular function: protein tyrosine phosphatase activity. The record is from RefSeq and is a predicted model, not a curated record. The transcript has 6 exons.
AGUAGUUUUUUGUUAAGAGUUUUUCUUGAGGUUUCGAGAGUAACAUGGUCUCGGAAAAAUCUCAAUUUUAGCGAAAUUAGUGGUAAUUCUAAAUAUAUUUUGUGCUGUGAACGUGAAAGAAGUGUUCUUUUCCAUUUGCCAUGCAGUUUUGUGUCAAGGGAUACAGUGGAAAUUGAGAAAAUUGGACAAGAAGUGAGGUGUACAAUUUUUCUUUCCUGGACCAAUAGGACACUAUAAAAGUGAUAACGGGAACCUAGAUUGCACAAAAGAGCUUCUGGAUAUUCUGUACAAAGCACAAGAGCAGUUGGUAUUUUGAAAACUGCGGAAAAAUGGGAGAUUUUGACGACAAUGCGACAGACUUGGAUGAACUCCCUACCACCAGGGAGAUCAUCAACAAAGCAGGCAGCGAGAAAUUUAAAGAUUUUAAGGGAAUUUUUGCAAAUUCCCAACAAAAUCAUCACAUUUUCUCAGAAUCUUCAUUCAGUUCAUCGCCAAUGUCUAUGCUAAGCCAUGAUCUCUUCCUAGCCAAGCUCCUAACUCCCAUCCCAGACUCACCAGGAGAACACCCGAGGAUCACUGGAGAUCACUCACCAACGGUGGACAGUGGAUUUUCCAACACCUACCAAUCUGAGGAAAAAUCUACCAGUCUCAUCAACAAUUCCUUCACGCUGAAUUCUGGCUCGAGAUCUGCCUCGGGACGUCGUGGCGAGAGCCGCAUCCGGGGCAGCAGAAGAGCCAACAUCACACCCAUAUGCAUCUCCUAUGAUUCCCCGGAGAAGGGUACCAUGUCCACGGAGGAUCUGUCACUGUAUGCUGGCAGCAGUCCCCAGCCUAGUCCACGUCCCUGCUCCAUCAGCCCGUGCAUGGAAAUGGGUGGUCUGCUGUCGCCAGAAGUCAGUCCAUCGCGAUUCCGUGUGAUGCCAACGGAAGAGGUGUUGGUGUCUCAGACUGCCCCAAGGCGCUCUUUCGAGGAAAUCGAUGCCAAUUCCAUGGACAGUGGGUACAGUGCAAGCUUUGGGGCAGGUGAUGGGGGCUCAGACAACAAAGGUGCCUUUGAAUUUGCCCAGCCACUGGCCAUAGCUCCAAGGCGCGUUGAGCCAUCACCCAGAAAGACACCCACCUCGUCCAGGAGUACAUCCUCUCCCCACAAUCGCACCCCAACUGCCAGCCGAGGAUACCGUGUAUUCCACAGUCUAUCCUCGGGCUCCAUGGAGUCCAUGGACGAUGACUACAUGGAGUUAUUUGACAUUGAGACUAUGGACUGCGAAUCUCAGAUGCCUAGCAAUAUCACCUCACUUAUUAGUGGUGACAUCAAGACACUCAGGUCCACGCCAGAAACAAAGAGGCCACUUGUAAGGCGUUGCCUCUCGUUGGUUGAGGCCUCAACAUCGGACAACAGUCACAGAAUGCCGCUCGAGCCGAAGACACCAGAGUGCAUGAGUCCCCUGAGGAUGUCAAUGGUGCGAAAUGCCACCAUUCGCUCAGAGGAAUCCACCAAGGCAUUCAAGCGACCUGAACCAUUAGUCGGGAGUCCCGUGCAAAGCAAACGCUACAAGAGUGAACUCAAUGUUAGCAUGGAGUUCAGUCCGCUCACUCCACUCUGUGGUAAUCACCAGGCUGACAAGGAGAAUUCACGUGACAAAGCUAAUAUUCCCAAGAGGAACCUCCUAAAGAAAUCCAUCUCCCUCAAUGAGACGGUCAUCAUGAAUGCCCUCACACGAUCAAUGACGAAUCCCGAUUUGAUUGGUGACUUCAGUAAGCCUUUCUGCUUACCACUGCUGGAGGGUGGACGUCAUAAGGAUCUCAAGUCAAUUUCUGUGCACACAAUGGCCAAAUUGGUGAAGGGAUCUUACAAUGAUUCCGUGGCAUCUUUCAAGAUCAUCGACUGUCGGUAUCCGUAUGAGUAUGAGGGGGGUCACAUAGCAGGAUCUGUGAAUCUCUACACUCAGGAGCAAAUUCUGGAGGAACUGGUGACAUCAAAGACUGAAGUGACGAAUGCAGAUGAGAACAAGAGGCAAAUCUUGGUAUUUCACUGUGAAUUCUCCUCGGAACGUGGUCCAAAAUUAUCUCGAUUUUUGCGGAGUCAUGAUCGGCAUUGCAAUGAAGAUUCCUACCCAGCGCUUCACUAUCCAGAAAUGUAUCUACUCCAUGGUGGAUACAAAGAAUUCUAUGAGACUUAUCCUGAUCUGUGUGAUCCAAAAUCGUACAGACAGAUGCUGGAUCCGGGAUUCUGUGAAGAGUACAAACACUUCAGGGCCAAAUCGAAGAGCUGGACUGGAGAUGGAAAAGUCACAAACACCAAUAGACUUAUGAAGUCAAAAUCGCGAUUGAUGCUGUAAAAUGGGGUGAAAGGGGACAGAGGUGAUUUCCCUUUUUGUUGUUGGUGAUGAUUUUUCAGCAAAUGACUUGAAACAGUGCGCUUAUUUUCAACAAAAUUUUCUGGAAAAUGCAAUUUAUCCCAGACUCGCCUGAAAAUUUUAAUGUGGCGAUCUUUCGUAGAUCAUCAAGAUUACAAAAAAAAAUAUCUUUGACGCUCUCAAGUGACAAAGUCAGGGAUAAAUACUUCGAAGUGCAAAUAUCUAUUUAGUUUAUAAAUUUAAUUUAAAAAACAACAAAAAAAAAACAAUCACUUGUACAGAAUAGAGGAUCCUUUUUCUACUUCAAUUUCACGCUGAAUUUUGGGGAGAAAAUUUCGAGGCUUUUUAUACAUUUUUUUUUUAGGGAUAUUACCACCAACUUUUUCUCUCUCAAUUAAAUAUUUUUCACAAUUUUUUUUAUUGUUGCUUUUACCAUGAGUGAGAAGAAAAAUAAACCUCAAUAUUAAUCGAAUAUCUGUGAUGAAAGAGGAUAGACAGCAUUUAGAAGAAUUUUUUUUUCUGUAAACAAAUUUGGCCGCAAAAUUUUUCAUUCACUCUUUAGGGAAUAUUUUGCAAAAAAAAGAAAUUAUUCAAAAAAUUACACAAGUAAAAAAUUGAGAAAGAGAUUAAAGAAUCAAAGAUCAUUUACAAGACUUACAACUCGAUUUUAGCAUUUUGUUUUUUCUCCCCAAAACACAAUUUAGAUUUUACGCAAAGAAAAAAAUAAUAAUCAAUUUAUAACUAAGCUUCAUAAAUUUAUUAUAUUUUUUGUUGUGAAGCAAAUUGUCUAAAAAACAAAAAAAGACACAAUUGAAAACAAUAUGGAAAAGUUAAUUUAAAAAUUUCGUUAGUGCAACAAUAGAAAUUUAUAUGUAUUUAGGAAAUGUUUAGAGAAUAUAUUCUAAAAAAAAAAGUAAUUAAUUGAUUGUGAUGUAAAAAAAGACAAGAUAAAAAAAACUGCGACUACACUAGUGCGAAAAAUGGAAAAAAAAUUCACUUUUGAAAAAAAAAAUUGGUUUACAAAAUAUUGGGAAAGUACCUGGCGCGAAAGAAUUGGAAGAAAAAAAAACUAAUUAAAAAUAAAUCAUUAUGUUUUUGUGCAGUGUGAGCGUUCCUUUAAUAUCUUAAUAUUUUUUAAAAGUCGUUUGAAGAGUUGUUUUCUUUAUAAUUCAAUUUUUAUUUGAAAAAAAUAAUUUUUCGUACUCGUGUGUAGAAGGUCAAAGAACAUCAAUCCUCCUAAAGCUUCUAAGCACCUUCAGAGAAUUCAAAGACUUCUAUUUUUUUUUCUAAAUUAAUUUUUUUUUGAAAUUGGUCUUUAAAAUUUUUCUAGUUCAAUUUUUUUUUAAAUAAAAUAACCUCUUCCAAAAUUAGAUUGAAUAAAUGUGAAUUAAGGAGAUGUAUCAAAAAGAAUAUUGCAAAUUUUUGCAGCGCUAAAAUGUUAAACACUUUGCACUGCCUGAGAAGGAUGGUAUAAAAAAAAAUUCAAAUUGUAUUCUCGUGCGCCUUCAAAAGACAAAAUAUCUAAGAAAAAAAAAAGAUUACAAAGAGUGCAUAUAAAACAUAAUAGAGAAACCCUUACUAGUUUUUAAACGCUCUGUACAGAAAAUGAUGACAAUCGUUUUUGGUAGUUAGGUGAAAUCGUAUCUGUAAGUUGUAAUAUAUACUUACAUAUAAAGAAUAAUUUUUUUUCCAAUAAAAUAUGGCUUAAAGUAUAA